AUGAAGCUUGACCAGUUCCUCGCUAUGGAGGCAGGCAGCGACCAUGACGGAGUGAUUGACUUGCGUGGACUCGAGUACAUCUCUGACUACGAUGAUCAUCUCAUGUGUCCAAUCUGCCACUGCCCUUUUAUCCGACCAGUGCGCCUAGGAUGUGAUCAUGUAUUCUGCCAGACGUGCUUGAACUUUGCCAUUAGAACGUUCGCCGACGGUCCAGACAAUUUCACCUGUCCCACAUGCCGCGCUCCUACGAGAGAUGUCUAUCUCAAUGUUCCUCGGUUAUUGACCAACAUGUGCGACGAUCUUCCGGUGCGGUGUCCGUUUUCGAGUGAAGGAUGCAAAGAGGUUGUUCCAAGGGGCCAUAUCCAGUCCCAUGCGGACAAGUACUGCGAGUAUAAGCUGAUGGACUGUCCGAGCCCUUCUUGUGAGGAGAAAACCCGCAAGAAGGACCUCAGCACGGAGGGAAAGUGUAUGCAUGAACUACACAAGUGUCUACGUUGCGACACAGACAUUAUGGAGCAGGAUUACGAGGAGCACGUCAAAUAUCUAUGCCCUAGCCUCAAAACAACUUGUCCAGACUGCCAAGUAACCGUCUUUCGAAAGGCCCUCCGGGAACACAUCGAUGCCUGUCCCGAAGCAAUUCACCCCUGCGCCGCAUCCAAAUACGGCUGUCCCAUCAAAAUGAAGCGCGCAGAGCUAGGAGCCCACGAGCAGAGCUGCCCCCUCAUCACAAUGGGGCCGUACUUUGAAGCCCAAAACGCCCGCCUUGACUCGAUGGAACACACAGUCCGCCAUCUUCAACAACGAAACGAGAUCCUCGACGACGGCCUCGCCUCUAUCCGCUCAACCCUAUUUGAAUCCUCCCGCGCCUUCUCUGCCCCCAAUAACAACAAUGACGCACUUGCUUCCACGUCCACUGCCACCAACUCCUCAAAUAGACGCAGAUCAUCCAUAACCGACCCCGACUCAUCCACCAAUCCCUUCACAAACGCGACCACCUACCUCCUCUCCCUCCAUGAAUCCCUCCGCGAAGAAGUCGCACAACUCUCGCAUGCCAUCACAGACCUUGAUGCCCGCGCAAGCAUGGCAAUCAUGAACGAAUGUCUCCGGCUCAAGGAAGACAUGGCGCACACCAAUGCUGCCGUGAACAGCGUCCGCAUGCAGGUUCAGUGGCUCAUGAACCCGCGGCUGCAUCAAGGUCAACGGGCGCAGAAUGGUAAUGACUCAAGGAGUGCGACAAGCGCGGGGGCUGGUGCAGGGGUGGGCUCUAGUAAUAGUGGUCCCGUUCCUAUACCGGGAUUGUUGAGGCCCAGGAGACUGAGUGAUACGGGAAGGGAGGGGACGAAAUUGUGA
Molecule: messenger RNA, 1350 nt
Organism: Aspergillus mulundensis
Lineage: Eukaryota; Fungi; Ascomycota; Eurotiomycetes; Eurotiales; Aspergillaceae
Product: putative TRAF-like signal transducer
Exons: 2
Coding region: 1-1350 (449 amino acids)
Molecular function (GO): zinc ion binding
Source: RefSeq, a predicted model, not a curated record